Molecule: messenger RNA, 1296 nt
Organism: Sporisorium graminicola
Lineage: Eukaryota; Fungi; Basidiomycota; Ustilaginomycetes; Ustilaginales; Ustilaginaceae
Exons: 1
Coding region: 1-1296 (431 amino acids)
Cellular component (GO): cytosol
Source: RefSeq, a predicted model, not a curated record
AUGUCCGACAGAUCUGCGACGCCUCGGUCAACCGUGCACUCAACCGCCUCGCUGCUGCCUUCUUGGCCCCAACUGCCUCGCCCAACCUACGCAGUUGCUCCUAUCCCAACCUCGAGCUCUAGGACCAGCUCUACUCGUUCUGCUGUCAACACCUCGUUGCGCUCGCCGAGCUACGAGAGGUCUGCGCCUUACCCGACAUCUCGACCUCCUCGCGCCGAAGCGUUCCAUCAACUUUCUCCAUCGCAGAGCACCUCAACGAUGCAUGAGGCUGAGCUGUAUCGCACGCGCGAAGCGCUGCAGUCGCAUCUGGAACGUCGGCAGCAGCCGUCGUCCUCGUCACGCCAGUCUGCACCACAGCCGCACCGCAGCACCUCCAGCAGCUCUCAGACUGGAUCCUCCAACGCAGCCUCCAACGCGCAGCCAUGCAGCAAGGAGGCACAGCACAAGGUGUAUUUGCUCAACUGCAAACACUGCGGCAACUUCUUGAGUGACCGCGGGAUGAAGGCAGUCCUGCUGCUCAAGCCCAACAUCACUUUGUACAGCACCGACAUUGUUCCUUCAACCUGCGGACCGUUCUUUGCAGGUUCGACUUUCCACGGCGGCAUGGACCCGAACGAGCCGCCGGUGGAGCGAACGUGCCAGUGCCUGACGCAGAGCCUGGGUUGCUACGGGUGCGGAGCGCAGGUGGGGUACAACAUCAUCUCGCCGUGUGCCCGCUGUACGAGCAGCGUGAUGAAGCACUCGAGGAGCUCCAACGGUCACCGCACAGUGCUGCACUGCUCCGAAAUUGCAGUCCGCGAGCGUCGCUACAUUCCAGGCGAGCCGGGCGUUCGAGCCCAGCCCACCCCUACUGCUGCUGCUGCUCAAGCGCAGCGGAGUCCAAUAGCCACUCAUGCUGAAGCUCUCUUGGAUGAGAACUUCGACCAGACGUCGCAGCUGGAGCUGUUCCGCCACAGUAACGUGUCACGUCGAGACAUUUACCGGCUGCAGUUCGGGAUGGACGAAGACGAACUGGAAGCCGAAAAGGCUGAGAUCAACGCGGCGCACCACUUGCAGCAACCACAGCAGUACAUGCUUCGAGACUCGCGCGGCGCUGGCUAUCCACCCGCUCACGACUCGAACAUGGCUCUGAACAAUGGGCACAGGAGCUCUUCAGCUCCUUCUUCGUCCGCCAAACGGGGCCGUGUGCUUCGUCGAGGCGACACUUUGUACUGGAGCGACCUGGUUGCUGGCGGCGAGCGAGCGCAGCCUUUUGACCCUGACCCGAUCCUCGAGAGGCCUAUCGUUGGCAGGUAG